Mercenaria mercenaria is the source of this 3214-nucleotide messenger RNA. RefSeq names its product kappa-type opioid receptor-like. The record is from RefSeq and is a predicted model, not a curated record. NCBI's taxonomy places the organism in Eukaryota, Metazoa, Mollusca, Bivalvia, Venerida, Veneridae. Gene Ontology annotation, molecular function: G protein-coupled receptor activity. Gene Ontology annotation, biological process: G protein-coupled receptor signaling pathway. The transcript has a single exon. Gene Ontology annotation, cellular component: plasma membrane. Bases 443 to 1492 code for a protein of 349 amino acids.
UUAGAUAACGAUCGUAAUACAGCGAGUAUCAUAGGACAAGUACAGACGCUGAAGAUUUCAUUUAUUCAUUCUACAUCAAGUAGAUAAUUCUUACUGAUGUUCGUAACGGACUACUAAAAUGUUGCAAAACAUUUGAGUUGAUAGAUUAACAAUUUUUGGAUUAUUUAAGAAGUGUUUCUUAAGCGAAUUAAUUUCUUUGGUUACUUAAUUAACCAUUAAGUAGUUUAGAUUAAACAUCAUGAUGUGCAAUUUACAAAUUUGUACAGGGACAGUAUUUACUUUAUAAAAACUAAACGACAACACACGUUUCGGUUUAAAUCUACAUCAAGUUGUGUCGGAUAUUCUUAUUUUAUGCGCUUUAUAAUAACUUGUCUCAUUUGUAUGUACUUUUCGCAUCAGUUAUAACGAAGAAUUUAAUUUAUUUAACAGUUAAUAAGCAGUAAUGUCUGUAGCGGAGUUGAGUGACUUUAAGACCGCAGAGAAAAUUUUAACUGUAUAUCCACCAAUUCUUUUAAGUCUCGGUCUAGCUGGAAAUAUUUUGUCUGUUGUUGUACUUUCACAAGCAAAUAACAGAAAGACAUCAACUGGUGCUUUGUUGAUUUUCUUGGCGGUAACAGACAGUUUAAUUCUAAUUAAUUCCGUAUUUGUGCGAUGGUUGGAGCAUUUAUUUGAAGUUGAUUUCAGAAAUUCGUCAACGGGGACAUGCAAAUUUCAUGUAUUCAUCUCAUAUUUAUUGUUACAACUAUCACCUUGGAUUCUAGUACUUGUGACAAUAGAACGCGUAUUUAGUGUAUUAUAUCCGCAUAGAGUGAGAGAUGUUUUCACAAGGAGGAGGGUGCUUAUUGUUUUGCUGCCGCUUGUUCUUUUUCUGUCUGGUUUGAAUGCUCAUCUGAUAUAUGGGUAUCGGCUUAUAUUUAAUGAACCCUUUCAGCGUUUACGCUGUGAAGCAAUUCCUGAGCAUGUAAAUUUCAUGUUUAAAUUCUGGACAUGGAUCGACUUUGCUUUUGCAUUCGCAAUUCCUUUCUGUGUUUUGCUGAGUGGUAACAUUACAGUUGUACUUAAACUUAAGUCGAGUCAUAAUUUUCGGAAAAGGAGUACCAUUAUCUCGGUAAACGGCUCACAUUCAAGAGGCGGCAGUACCUGUCGCCAAGAAAGAACGACCUCUUACUUCACAGUAACAGCGAUAAUACUCAACAUAACAUUUGUGAUUUUAGUUUCUCCGUUUUCAAUAUUUGCAAUUGGACAGCCAUACUGGUUCCCAGUUGACACCAUGACACCUGAACGUCACGCCGGCUUGAUACUUACUGGAACAAUAUUACUGAUGAUUCUAUACACAAAUAAUGCAGUUAAUUUUGCAUUGUACAUUUUAUGUGGCACGAAGUUUAGGAGGGAUUUUAUGAAUCUUUUCUGUCGUUCACGCCGGCGACGUCGAAGUAUGUCGGAGACGUUUUCAAGCAAUAGGACUGUGCACUUAAGUACGAUUAGCCUAUAGAUAAUUUGGUCCCAAAACGAGACAUUGAUAAUUUGACAGAUGUGAAUAUCAUAUGUCUUAACACAUUGCCAUGUCCCUGUAAUUCAUGUAGUUAAGUAGUCAGCUACUUUCUGAUAACAGUUCAGUACUGGUACACAUUAAGGUUAAGUGACUUGAAAACUAGUUCAAAUGAUUUCAUUGGUCCGGCUUAUUCGGACCCUUAAUUGUAUUUCUACCGAGUUUGCUCUGCCUCCUUCAAAGUCAUAUUCGUAUAUGGUUUGUUAGGAUUUCCCUUUCAUACAUGUAGUAUACUACAUGAGCAUCUCAUUGGUUCAUAUAUCAUGUCAGCUGUUGCCAUCACGCGUUAAUUUUCACUAUUCUUUUCCUUUGGGUUAGUAAAGUUAAAGAUUUUGUGGAUAAAUAAUCGGUUUCAACUCAUCAUGUUUUUACAACUGACCGUUGUAUGGUAAUGUUCAUACGUUGUUACAAUUUGUCCUCCUUAUCUAUUAGUUUCACGUUGUACUUUUUUUGUGUAUCGUUACAUGCGCUAAAAGAAGUGCAUUCCGAGUACGUAGCUAUUGCUUUUUUAUCUUUGUCUUUGCUGCUAAAGCAAUUAUAUCUAACAUACACAAAAGUAAGUUUUGCUGAACGGGUUCAGUAAGAGGCCGGUCGGUGAAUAUACAUUCGGACGUGGCGUUUAUAAAAUUGACAAUUUGCAGGAAUAUCUGCGUUGACUUUGUUCAAAGUUUCCCGAAGUUUUAAAUUUAUCUUUUGCCGUACAUUAACACUGUGACACUGUACUGAUAAAGUCAUAUAACCACAUAUCAUUUUUGGCAUUUCGAUAAUCAUUUAAAAAAAAAGUAGCGAAGUGCGUUAUUUUUCCCUUUAAGCAGGCCAAAACACUGUCUGAUUACACCAAUUGUCAAUAUUACCACGGUUAUUUUCACUAUUUUUACAUUGUUUCGGUCGAAAAAGAAAUGUGUUGCCCGCUGUAAACUUUAGUCAUCAUAACGAAAUUUGCAUUUCUCUUUUUUCUAAUAAAUUUUGAUAUUUGAUAACAUCUAAUUUGGAACUGAUUUUUAAGGUCAACUUGCCCGUGGUAGUAUGAAAGUGUGCAUCCAUGUCUCCAAGGAAAUAUUACUGAAUUUACAUGUAAGCAAUUUUUGUAGAAAAAAAAUUAAAAUAUCAAAAGUACAAAUGUAUUUCUUCUCAAUUGUUUCAAAUAAGAUAAUAUCUGGAAAAAAACUAGGAAAAUGUUGCUUAUUGUACCUACAUUUAUCAACAGUCGUUUUCUUUUCCCUUUUGUCAAAGUAUGCGGAACACUGAUCAACUGAUUAACUUUUUAACGUUUUCUCUUAUACAUGUGCAAGCAUGUGGCUCAUACUAUACUGUUAUGAACGAGAUUUCAUGCUUUGUUUGUCCACUGAGACACAAUUUGAAAUUAUUGAAGCUUUUAAUGGAACCUCGAGGUACCUUGAUGAAUCAACCUGUCUAUAAUUUUUUUCCGUUACAGCUUCUUUUGGUUUUGGCCAACUUUGCAAAUGCGUGGCUCUGUGCUUCAGAGAAAUCUACCCUUACCUUUUGUCUUUUUUCUACAUUAUGUAGUUAAUAAAUACGUGAUACUGUAUUCCAUCUACUGAACUCAUAAAUGCAAACAUUUAUUCUGCCUUUUCCUUAGUGUUCUUUUGCUACUUACCGUAUGAUUUGAAUGGUCUUGUGUAAAUGAACAAUUUAUAUGGUCAU